Molecule: messenger RNA, 1866 nt
Organism: Gryllus bimaculatus (two-spotted cricket)
Lineage: Eukaryota; Metazoa; Arthropoda; Insecta; Orthoptera; Gryllidae
Source: the annotation of a GenBank genome assembly
AUGGUUGUAAUCAUCGUCCUCCGCCGCCUCCAGGCCCAGGGUCCUCCGCCGCCUCCAGGCCCAGGGUAUGUGAGUGUUCCUGGCGUAGGAUUCUACCGCGUUCACAAGGAACUGCACACAUGGGCAGAGGCGAAGGCGAUUUGCGAAGCAGAGGGCGGCCAUUUACUCAUCAUCAACUCGGAGGCAGAGGACCACGCGAUUUUGCAAUUGUUGAAGCGAACGCCAAAUCUCUCCACCUGGCUGUUCAUUGGAUUCAAUGACAAGGAACAGGAAGGCUUUUAUGUCACUAUUUUUGGAGAUCCUGUCGCUUCCCUUGGCCACGCGCGCUGGCACCCGGGCCAGCCAGACGACUGGGACAAAAAGGAAGACUGUGGGACUGUGUGGACAGAGUCCGGAGGCCUCAACGACUACAUUUGUGACGGAAAAAUGGGAUUUAUUUGCGAACAACAGACAUUAAAAAACUUGCUGAACUAUUCACACCAGCAUCGGCACACUGGUAGUCGAGUGGAUCAGGAUUGCUCCUAUUUAGUCGUGUCCGUAAGUGUGCGCCGUAGGCGCGUGGCGUGGGCGCUGGUGCUGGCGUGCGUGGCGUCAUUGGGGUUAAACGAAGGAUUGUUCCAGCGCUGGAGCGUGAGCGCGGUGCCUGUUGGCGUGCGCAGAAGGCGCGGUGCGUGGGCGCUGGCGCUGGGGCUGGCGUGUGUGGCGGGGCGGGGGCUAAACGAAGGAUUGUUCCAGUACUGGAGCGUGAGCGCGGUGCCUGUUGGUGUGCGUAGAAGGCGCGUGGCGUGGGCGCUGGUGCUGGCGUGCGUGGCGUCGUUGGGGCUAAACGAAAGAUUGUUCCAGCGUUGGAGCGUCAAUCAAAUCAAUUCGGAGGAAGAGGAUAGAGAGAUUGUGCAACUGCUGAAGCAAGAACAGAAUCUGUCGACAUGGAUGUCUAUUGGAUUUAACGACAUCUACAAAGAGGGAUAUCCUGUAACAAUUUUUAGAGAUCCUGUGUCCGCUCUCGAUUAUUCCCGUUGGCAUCGAGGUCAACCAGACGACUGGGAUAAAAAUGAAGACUGUGGAUCUGUUAUUUCUGAAACAGGAGAACUCAAUGACAUUCCUUGUGAUAUUAAAAUUGGAUUCAUUUGUGAGCAACAAGGCGCGUGGGCGCUGGCGCUGGUGCUGGCGUGCGUGGCGGGGCGGGGGCUAAACGAAGGAUUGUUCCAGCGCUGGAGCGUGAGCGCGGGGCCUGUUGGUGUGCGCAGAAGGCGCGAGGCAUGGGCGCUGGCGCUGGUGCUGGCGUGCGUGGCGGCGCGGGGGCUGGUGCGCGCGCAGCAGUGCCGGCGCGUGGCAGCGAGCGUGACUGUGGGCACCAGCCGGAACGCCUCCGGCCACUGGGAGGCGAGGAUACUGCUUCAGCGUAGUUCCGAACUGCCCGAUCGCGGAAUCGAAGGACUGCAGUUGGAUGUGCAGCCGUCAACCGCCAUGUGCGGGAGUACGCGCCACGACGCAGUUCUCGUUACUCUUCAAGGUAUGGCGGCGUGCGAGGCGGAGGGCGCGCACCUGCUGCUCAUCGAGUCGCCGGCCGAGGACCAGGCCGUGGCGCGGCUCAUCGCCGCCGAGCGCGACCAACCCACCUGCUACUGGGUGGGCUUCCACGACAUGGACCGCGAGGGGCGCUACCAGACUAUUUUCGGCAACUGGACUUUGUUGAAGUUUGAAACAAACCUUUCUGUUUACUCAGCCCAUGUGGGCAGUAGUCGACAAAAUAUCACGUCGCAACUUAACACGGAAGGUGCAGGAAGGAACGUGUGCGGGGAGCUUCAGGAGCCUCGUUUAUUUGGCGAGGCAGAAGGCGUUGGCGUCCUUUCGAAAAGAAACUAA